CCUCAAGAGUCAUGUCACACGCUUUAGCCUAGUAUAGGCUAUACGGUACCCUCAUGGGGCGUCUUCUCCAUGUCCAACUUUUACCCAUCUGGUGCUCGAAAAUCAGCUGAUGGCGGCGCACAGAGUCUGUGAAAGGGGCUGGUGAGUUGCUGAUUCUCGUCUUAUGUAAGCUUAGGUACCCUCUAUAGCUUCUAGAGUUGUCAAAAGAGUUGCUCGACUGCUCGAGGAAGAACGUCUGUGCACGAUGGUUACCUUCAUCCCUUCCUGUAAGAGUUUCUUUUCAAGUCACAUUCUGACGCUUGGGAUUGAGGCUUAGCGGUUUGAACAUUUCAAUCAACGCUUUGCUAGGGCUAUCAGAUGGUACAAGUAGAAAACAAUAGCGAAAAGAAGAGCAGCAAGAACAUAGUAGGCUGUGAUGAAUAGGUUUUGGGGAGGGCGGUGCCAGACCUAGGGUUCUGCCUGUUCCACUUGCUAUAUAUUGUGGAGCAUGGCGGUCUGGGUACCUCUCUGUCCUCCAGUCUUCCUGGAACUGUCGAUACCAAGGAGCUUGCGACCCUAUACUCCUUGCUAUCUUUUACCACGGGGCUUCAAGCUCGUCAGCUAUGGUCUCGGCUACACUAUUGGCCUUUGCAUAGCCCCUGCAGCCAUGACAGCCGCAGCGUUGGCAGGAUUCAUGGCAGCCAACAUGCUCCCUGAAGAGGACGGGGCCCCAGAUGCUCUGUAUGCUGCACUGUAUGGAGCACUUGGGGCAGGCUUCCUGGCGCUGGGCCCUAUGCCCCGCUGCAUAGGCGACAAGACAAUUCUUUUUGGGUUGCGCAUGUGCGCUGCGGCCAGGCAGGCCUUGGGCUUGCCAGAUGUAACAAGCAUCAGAAAGGGGAGCAGGCUAGUAGAGCCGGGCAAAGGGAAGGGGGAAAAAGCAGUGAGGCGGAAGCGCAGGGGAGAGUAUGAUCCAGAAUAUGACACACAUUGGGUGACUCUGGCUCCUGAGCUGGACAAGGAGAAGCUGCCGUUCGACCCGUUCUUUGAGUCCAUCCGAGCUCCCAGGUAUGUUGACUUCAAGAAACAAGGAGUUGACCUCAAAGGGGAGGACUUGCCAGAAGGCAUAGAAGACUUCACUUCAGACAGUUGGGACCAGGACGAGGUUGGCUGUUGGUUCUGCAAAGUGGGACUUAGGUGAGGGCGAAAGUCUGAGUAGGAAAAAGGCGCCAAUUUUAGUCAUAGGGGAUGUACAAUGUCGUCCUUCAAGUGGAGCAGUCUUGGAGGCUGAGGAGGUUGAGGUUCAGAAAGGUAUGAUGAUGCAGGUCUGGUCACUGAAUGCAACUUUAUUGCAAUCUUCUGUAGAAGUGAAGCAUGUAUAAUGACAUUAUUGGUGGAGAGGGCGAUUGGGAGGAGUCUGAUCGUUUCAAUUAGGUUUAGAACAGGCUGGUCGUAUGCAGCACAUGUGUAGCGCAGCUAAAAGGGACAGUAUGUUGAAGAGAUUCAUUGAGAAUGUAGCUCAUUCUUUCCAGGAUGUUGAACGGUGUAGAAGUUGGUUGGAGUAUGUAGGGCAUGAGACCUUUUAGUGCUGUUUUGUGGUUCAGCAUAUAGUGAGCCCUUUCUCUUUUGCGCUGUACCAUAAAAGGACUCUUCGAAGUGACACCACCGUGUCUCACCAAUUGAUCGGCUGCUGGUCACCAAUGGAGCCGAAUCCAAUUUGGGAGUUAUGGAUUCAAAUCUGCAAUAUACCAGGU
Molecule: messenger RNA, 1730 nt
Organism: Klebsormidium nitens
Lineage: Eukaryota; Viridiplantae; Streptophyta; Klebsormidiophyceae; Klebsormidiales; Klebsormidiaceae
Source: the annotation of a GenBank genome assembly